CAAGCACUCAUCAAAUUUAUUCUAAAUCACCGGAAAAAACUCUAAAAUUUCAGUAAAAAUAUUGUUGGGAACCAAAAUAUCUAUAAAUUUCGUCGUAGUUCAAAGUUUUAGGCCAUUUUUGCCACACUGUGGCAGCGUUAUUUUAACUGAAGCAUCAAGUGGUCAACGCCUUCCUUCACUUUCGAUUGCCAUGUCCAAGACGAAUGUAUUAAAUGCGGCAAUUAUACGCAAACAUGUGUCCAAGUAAAAGAAAAUCGCGUUUGUGUGUGCUGGUUGCUGGCUGCUGGCAUGUGGCUAUGUAUAAUUGAUAUAUUUUCAUUCUCAAUAAUAAAAGUGGAGGAUGUUGGCCGUAUUAACUUAAAAAUAGCUUGGAAAAGCGACGCUGACUCACUCGAGGCGGCAGACAUGGACAUGGACACUCCAAUCGGGAGACAAGCGUACAAUUUAUUAAGUCCCAGCCCCGUACAGCACCCACCACCCACCACCCACUUGUGGGGCAUGGAGUACGCUUUGCAAGGCCCUCGAAGCUCUGCCGCUGCGCAGCUGCUGCGACGCCGCUGCGCUGCCGGAGGCGCCGCCAUUUGAUGACAGCGUCCGUUGACUGAGGCGCCAGUUUGAUGCGAGGCGUGCGUUGAUUAACUUGUUGCAUACGCGUCCUGGAGAAAAGCGGAAAAGGAGAAAAGCGGGAAAGCGCUCGUUCCGCCCCCACCCUCAGCAAAAGUGAUAUAGACAAUUAGGGGAUCUAUUUUUAAUGUUCUAUUUUGUGGUGAAUUGUGGGAUUAAAAAGCUAUAAUUUAUGGCAUUAUCCGACCAGGCGAAUACACUACGUAUCAUUUGAUUCUGCCAGUGUGUGUGCGCCAUAAUUAUUUGCUUAUUGUGGGGCGCCGAGUGAACUUGUGGCCGGGUGGGUCAGUCGAGCGGAGGUGGCCAAAGAAUGCCGAGGACGGGCGGCAGUCGAUGGUGAUGACACUGAAGGAACGCCCCCACAUUGACAAGCAGCGACAACCGCACACGUGUUAUCGCUAAUCGAUGGCCGGCCAUCAAGAGCCCUAAGCAACUAAGCAACUAAGCAACUAAGCAACAGGAGCCGCUUAAGGUUGACUGGAGACCCAGAGCCCGAGAAUCAGAAGACCCCACCCCACGAGACCCAAGACGUCGGCGUCUCGGUCAACGUCAUCGCAGCCGUUGCCACCACAGUCUCGGUCUCGGUCAACGUCCACGCAACGCGCAGCUAGAAAAUAAAUAAACAGUUUUAGUUGCCGUCCGCGAUUCCUGUGGAGCGGAGUACCCAGCGCUAUACUUUCCCCCACUCGAGAAAUGCUGGCCGCCCAGGAGAACCGCUUUCAGCAUGUGUACUUCGCACUAUCCGCACUGGUGGCCGGCGCCAUACUCAUCCUGGUCUACAUCUCCAUGCGCUCGAGCCUUAACGAGCGACUGCGCGAGGAUCUGGCCAAGGCGCAGCGCCAGCUGAUUUUGGAGCGGCCCAAUCCGCACUGGGACUACAGCAACAGUUGGCGUCGGAUCGGCAAUGCCACCCUCAGGCACGAGAUCUAUUCGGCCUACUUCGAUGCCAGGACGGAUAUCAUAGGAAAUGUCCGCCUGGAUGAGGAGCAGAUGACCAUAGGAUCGCUGCGUGUUUUUGCCAUUUUGCCGGAACGCCUGCGCGACUCCAGUGUGAGCUGCAUCGUGCGAUUCGCGGACUUCACCAGCCAGGAGAUUGUGGCCGAGGAGGCGGGAGCUAUGCACGAUGUGCACAACAACACAUUCGCGGCCUGGAGCGUCAUGUGUCCGCUGCACGCCUCCCGAAACGCCCCCUUGCGACUGCCGCAUGCGGUGGCCUUGGCCUACGCCUCCAAUCGAAACAGUCACCUCAGUCCCACCUUCGUCCAGAUCAGCUAUCCACGCAACAUGACCAAUCUGUUUGGCCGAUCCCGUCCCGCGAUCUCCGUGUGCGUGGGUCCCCUGCAGGAGAACUACUCGAAUGUGCUUCGCCUGGUGGAGUUCGUGGAGAUGUAUCGACUGCAGGGCGCCAGCCACUUCUACUUCUACUACGUGGAGGCCAGCGAGGAAGUGCGUCGCGUGCUGGAGCACUAUCAGCGGAUCGGCCUGGCCGACGUCUUCGAGUGGAAUGUCCAGGCUCAUCUGCAGGAUGUCCAUUACGCCGGCAUAGUGGCGCAGUUCAACGAUUGCGUCUACCGGGCGAAUGUGGUGGACAACUACCGGUAUGCGGCAGUCGUGGAUCUGGACGAGGUGGUGAUGCCGCUGAAGCACAACACCCUGGCCGAGUAUCUGCGUCAGUGCGAUGAAGGCCGCACCGCCGGCUUCGUCUUCCGCAACGUCUUCUUCCACCGGCGGGACAGCAACGACACCUUCAACGCUCCCGCCCACGUCCUCAAUCGGUUGCUGUACACUCAAUCGAAGGUGCGGAGAACGCUGGAGGUGCUGCCCGCCUACGUGCGCAGCAAGGUGGUGGUCAAUGCCAGGGCCAUUGUGGAGAUGGGCAACCACCAGGUGUACCGCUCCGCGCCCGGAUACGCGGACCACGUGGUCCAUCCAACGGUGGGCCUGCUGUUCCACUACCGCGACAAGUGCAUCAACUGCAAGAUGGUGCUGAUCGUGGACUACACGGCCCGCAGAUUCGGUUCGCUGCUCUUCGAUCGAGUGGACAACACGUGCCUCGAGGUGUUCCUGAACCGUGGCAUCUGCGACUUGGUGUAGCCCCAGUCCGGCCAAUCAGUGGUUCCGAUCAUCGACAGACGCCCCCUAAAACCAGGCAGAGAUCUCUCGGGUCAGUUGGUUGCGUGGCCUCAGCCCGUCGACAUGCUGAAGUUCUGUUCGCUGCGAAGGGGCAAGGAGCCAGCGAGUGCGGCUCCCAAAGUGGUUAAGAGUGUACGACAAAUUAGUAUAAGUCCUAGCCGUUCCCACUAAGUGUUAUGCCGCAAUAAAAAGUGCUUUAAGUGAUUUGUGAUGUAA
Molecule: messenger RNA, 2973 nt
Organism: Drosophila gunungcola (fruit fly)
Lineage: Eukaryota; Metazoa; Arthropoda; Insecta; Diptera; Drosophilidae
Exons: 5
Coding region: 1318-2718 (466 amino acids)
Source: RefSeq, a predicted model, not a curated record